AUGGAAGCUGUCUCCAUAGAAAACCAAACUACUACUGAAUUUGUCCUGCUUGGAUUCUAUGACAUCCCUGAACUGCAUCUCCUUUUCUUUAUUGUGUUCACUGUUGUCUACGCCUCCAUUAUCACAGGGAAUAUGCUAAUCAUUGUGGCAGUGGUUAGCUCCCAGAGGCUCCACACACCCAUGUAUUUCUUUCUGGCUAAUCUGUCUUUCCUGGAGAUCCUCUACACCUCCUCAGUGGUGCCAAAAAUGCUGGAGGGCUUCUUGAAGGAGGCAGUCAUUUCUGUGGCUGGUUGCUUGCUUCAGUUCUUUAUCUUCGGCUCUCUAGCCACAGCUGAAUGCUUCCUGUUGGCUGUUAUGGCAUAUGAUCGCUACUUGGCAAUCUGCCACCCACUCCGCUACCCACUCCUAAUGGGGCCCAGAUGGUGCUUGGGGAUGGUGGUCACAGCUUGGCUGUCUGGUUUCAUGAUAGAUGGACUUGUUGUGGCUCUGAUGUCACAGCUGAGGUUCUGUGGCCCUAAUCACAUUGACCACUUUUACUGUGACUUCAUGCCUUUGGUGGAGCUGGCUUGUUCAGAUCCCAGGGUGGCCCAGGUGAUGACCUUCAUUCUCUCUGUGGUCUGCCUCACUGUUCCCUUUGGACUGAUUCUGACAUCGUAUGGCUGGAUACUGGUGACUGUGCUAAGAGUUCCUGCAGGAGCCAGCAGGCGAAAGGCUUUCUCCACAUGCUCCUCACACGUAGCUGUAGUGUCCACAUUCUAUGGAACUCUCAUGAUCUUGUAUGUUGCGCCUUCUGCUGUCCACUCCCAGCUCCUUUCCAAGGUCUUUGCUCUGCUCUACACUGUGGUCACCCCCAUCUUUAAUCCUGUGAUCUAUACCCUGAGGAACAAGGAGGUUCAUCAGGCACUGUGGAGACUUCUUUAUAUUAAGCAAACCGAAAUAUUUGAUUGA
Messenger RNA from Orycteropus afer afer, 948 nucleotides. Its product is annotated as olfactory receptor 11A1. Gene Ontology annotation, molecular function: G protein-coupled receptor activity; olfactory receptor activity. Gene Ontology annotation, biological process: G protein-coupled receptor signaling pathway. Gene Ontology annotation, cellular component: membrane. NCBI's taxonomy places the organism in Eukaryota, Metazoa, Chordata, Mammalia, Tubulidentata, Orycteropodidae. The record is from RefSeq and is a predicted model, not a curated record.